CUUCCCAGCAGGGGAGGCGGGAAAAACAGCGAAAGCCUCGCCCACCGCCCUCCCCCAGCCUCGCCACUCCCAGGCUCCUCCGGACUCGACUCAUCCUCCUGGGAUUGUCUCGGAGGGGACACGCCGCGCAGACGCCAUGGAAGUGGUGCUGCUCCUCCUGUGCGGCCUCCUGGCCCCAGCGGUCCUGGCCAGCGCAGCUGAGCAGGAGAAAGAAAAGGACCCUUUCCAUUACGACUACCAGACCCUGAGAAUCGGAGGGUUGGUGUUUGCCGUGGUCCUCUUCUCGGUGGGGAUCCUGCUUAUCCUCAGUCGCCGAUGCAAGUGCAGUUUCAAUCAGAAGCCGCGGGCUCCUGGGGAUGAGGAGGCUCAGGUGGAGAACCUCGUCACUGCAAAUGCCACGGAGCCCCAGAAAGCAGAGAACUGAAGUGCAGCCCCCAGGCACAAAGAACCUGAAGGCAGCUGCUUGAACCUUUAGAUGCAAAUGCUGAUGCUUAAGAAAACCGGCCACUUCAGCAACAGGUCUUUCCCCAGGAGAAGCCAAGAACUUAUGUGUCCCCAGCCCCUCGACACCUGUCCUCAACUUAAUAAUGCAACCCUGCCUCCCCCACUUGGAGCCUGUGGUCUCGUCCACCUCCUGUGACGUGUGUGUCUGUGUGUGUGUGUCUGAUGACUGUGGUCUCUGUGGUUGCUUGUUCGUGGAUGAUGUUGUGUUUUAGUGAACCCAAACCCACUUUCCUGGGCCAGAGCUGAGCCUCGUGGCUCUCAGCUCCUCUCUCUCUCCGUGGCCCCAUCACCUCCCACUUUUGGGAGGCUGCUUUUUCUCUGACAGACCAGUCCCUUCUCUUGAUUUCAGGGUGGAUAUGGGGGUCUGGUGGGAAUCUCCAGUUGGCUUGGGACUUGGGAAGGUUUACAUCACUUUCAUGAUCCUUCUGCAUGGCCACUUUUCACUCUUUUUGUAAGAACCUUGCUUCCGUCCUUGUCCCUGGACCAAAUCUGUGCUGAGGUCUCUUGGCAGCGGGAGGUUCCAGCAAGGAGCUGAUGAGCCCACCUUGCCCUCAGGUGGCUGAACCCCGUCCCUGGUGCCCAUAUGCCCCGCCUUACCCUGCCCCCGGGGAAAUGUGCCCCUUGCAUAUCUUCUCAGCAAUAACCCCCUGGGCUCUGGAACCAUACGCCCUUCUCCAGCCUUCCCUGCUCCAGAGACUCCCAUCUAUAGCCAGCUUGGCUGGACCCAGGCUCUCAUCCCUGAACUGGGGCUCUGGCAGGUGAUGGCUGAAUGGAUGCAAUUGGCUGGGGCCUGUGCUCUGGGGAGGGACAGCAUGGAGAAAGAGCAGGGGUCCUCUGCUUCGCUGUCUGCGCCCUGCUGGCCAGGCAGCAGCGCCGGCUCCCGCCCCCUCUGCUAGCCUGGCACCAAGUUAGGGAGCGGGCAGGGCUCCGGGCAGCCCCGCUGCAGGGGGAGCAGCAGGAGGUCCCAGGUGGUGAAGAGAGUGGAAAGGCAGACCCCGCCCCUCCCGCCCCUCGUGUUCUCGUGGAAACUGACCAAACCGUGCCGCUGUGAGCAGGACUGCCGUUCUCUGUGUCGUGAUCUCCUCAACAAGGACAAAAAGGAAUAAAAUACCACUUGUUUCCUAGUG
Cervus elaphus (red deer) is the source of this 1631-nucleotide messenger RNA. It is a transcript of the gene FXYD6, whose product is annotated as FXYD domain containing ion transport regulator 6. Gene Ontology annotation, biological process: regulation of sodium ion transmembrane transporter activity. The transcript has 8 exons. The coding region runs from base 137 to 424 and encodes 95 amino acids. NCBI's taxonomy places the organism in Eukaryota, Metazoa, Chordata, Mammalia, Artiodactyla, Cervidae. Gene Ontology annotation, cellular component: membrane. The record is from RefSeq and is a predicted model, not a curated record. Gene Ontology annotation, molecular function: sodium channel regulator activity.